Molecule: messenger RNA, 2220 nt
Organism: Mytilinidion resinicola
Lineage: Eukaryota; Fungi; Ascomycota; Dothideomycetes; Mytilinidiales; Mytilinidiaceae
Product: alpha/beta-hydrolase
Exons: 3
Coding region: 80-1978 (632 amino acids)
Biological process (GO): neutral lipid catabolic process; piecemeal microautophagy of the nucleus; macroautophagy
Molecular function (GO): glycerophospholipase activity
Source: RefSeq, a predicted model, not a curated record
CAUCACCAUUCACCCUGCCACCACGACACCACCCUCGGCAUGUCGUCCCUCCUGCUAUGACGCCUGCGAAUACCACUCUAUGGUCGCGAACAUGCAGCCUCCUCAUCUCCGCUGCCAUUCCGCCGGCAGGGUGACAGCCCGCCUUCUGCUAUCCUUUCUCGCUAUAUCCUCAUUUACCGUUCACCGUAGCGCCGCCUCACGCCCUGAGAAUGAACCAGGGAUACCUGUAAUGCUUCCCGGGCCGGUCACAGGCGGAGGCGCCUCGCCAGAGCCCGGGAAUGCUCCUAGAGAGCUUGAUUUUAGACUCAAACACAUCUUCCACCAUGGGACCUACCAGUACCCAGGCCUGCACAGGAAGCUCGACGUGCCGGAAGACGCUCCGUUGUGGAUGACGGAGGAUGACUCUCUAGACAGGGAGCCAGUCCCCCGCCUUCGCGCCCGGUCCGAAGCCAUGAACAUCGAGCGGCUGGUGGACAGAAGCCCAGAGAACAUAAAUUCCAUCCUGGACCACGGGCGUAUGACUGGCCAGGCGAUAUCGCUACCCGCCUCGGACUGGACUGUUGACGAAAUCUACGGGCCGAAUGUCACAGACAAGGAGACCGUAUUGAGUUUCGCCAGGAUGGCGGCAAACGCCUACGUAAUGGAGCCCAAUACGGGCGAGUGGGAGGAUGUCGGAGGAGGUUACAACUAUACCGAAGACUUUGGCUGGGAAUCCGACGGCCUCCGUGGACACAUUUUCGCGGAUACAGAGAACUCGACUGUAGUCAUCGGCCUAAAAGGCACCUCGCCGGCCGUGUUUGACGGAUCUGAGACCACCACGAACGACAAGAUCAACGACAACCUUUUCUUCAGCUGUUGCUGUGGUCAAGGUGGGCAAUAUCUCUGGAGAACGGUCUGCGAGUGCCAGACAAGCGCCUACACCUGCAACUCCACCUGUUUAGUCAAGGCCUUGCGGGACAAGAACCGGUAUUAUUACGCCGCGCAAGACCUGUACCACAAUGUUACCGCCUUAUACCCGGAUGCCGACAUAUGGGUAGCGGGUCACUCGCUCGGUGGUGCUGUAAGCAGCUUCUUGGGUCUGACAUUUGGUCUUCCAGUAGUCACUUUUGAAGCUGUUCCAGAAGCCAUGCCAGCUGCUCGCCUUGGACUCCCAACCCCUCCGGGCCACCAAGUGGGCGCACUUCAACAACGGAAAAUGACCGGUGGCUACCACUUCGGCCACACUGCCGAUCCAGUCUUCAUGGGUGAGUGCAACAAGGCAAGCUCAUCUUGCACUUUCGGCGGAUAUGCCAUGCAGAGCGUGUGUCAUACGGGAUUCAAGUGCACCUACAAUACCGUUGAUGAUUUGGGGUGGCGAGUUGGAAUCGGAACUCACAAGAUCCACAGCGUCAUCAACGACGUUAUAAUGAAGUACGACGAGCCGGCAAAGUGUGAGCAGUAUAUCAAUUGCACCGACUGCUAUCCCUGGGAAUUCUUUGAGAGCAAUGGGACGGAAUCCUCAACGACAACUCGAAGCAUGACUUCCACGGCAACGUCUACGAGGACUCGCACGGAAACGUGUAAGACGCCUGGAUGGUGGGGCUGUCUGGAUGAAAGUACGACUAGUGGGCCAACCACCUCAACCUCUUCGACAACGACCACGUCGACUUCUACUUGCAAGACGCCUGGCUGGUUCGGUUGCAAAGAUGAGGUCACUUCGACCGAGACACUCACGGUCCCGUCCGCUACUCCCACGCCCACAAUGACACCACCCGCACCCACAUCCUCAUGCCGCCAUCCUGGCUGGUUUGGUGGAUGCAAAGACCCUAUAUCCACUUUCCCCCCUGGAAGGUCAUCCACAGGACCUUUGUCAACCGCAAGCUCAACCACUUGCACGUCAAAGGAAUGGUUCGGGCUCAUCUGCGUCGACCCGUCACCAGAUUCCAAAGCGUCGCCACAUACGACAGCACCGGCUGUGAUGGAGAGGAUAGAGGUUUGAAUUUGCUGUAGGAGCUCCCCAUUAGGGGUUAUUUUCAUGGUCGUGGCACUUUUUUGCAUGAUGAGGGCAUGGUAGGGUAUUGGCGUUCUUUUUGGGUUCAAUGGGUAGGAAGCUCAGUCAAACAAUGUGCAUACGAGUCAAGUAUCAAUCUAUGUAAAAAAUCAAAUCAAUAUAUGCCAUCAGACAACCUCUCCGUGUAUUAAACUAGGUUAGCACCCUCCCUCAAAGCCCUUCGCACGAAU